Messenger RNA from Chelonoidis abingdonii (Abingdon island giant tortoise), 409 nucleotides. The record is from RefSeq and is a predicted model, not a curated record. Lineage: Eukaryota; Metazoa; Chordata; Testudines; Testudinidae.
CGAGGUGACACCUGAUUCCUUCGUCUGCUCCUUGCCACCGGAGUCCAGCAGCCAUGAAGGGGGAGCUGUGCCUGUGCCUGCUGCUCGUCGGCCUUGCAACCUCCUGCCUCUCCAGGGCGGACGCCCAUCAGCUGGGCAGAGCCCCGGGCCCCGAUGAGCGAAGGAGCAGCGGGACUGGCCCUGUCCAGAGAGACUUGCUCGGGGCCCUGUCUCAGGACCAGAAGCUCCUCAUGGCCAAAUUCCUGCCCCACAUCUACGCAGAGCUGGCAAACCGGGAGGGCCACUGGCAUGAGGACGAUGCCCUGCGCUCCCUGCACGACCAUGACUAUCCCGGCUGGAUGGACUUUGGGCGCAGGAGCCUGUCCGAGUCCGACGAGGCCGCCUAGGAGCAGCGUCCCACAUGGCUCGG